GACUGUGUACGAGGUACUCCAGGGCUAUUGGUGGCGCUGCUGUCGAGAUCAUCUAGGGAGGCUAGAAGAGAGGGGUUACGCAACGGCGCGUUAGUCCUCGGCCCAUAUUUGACGUGAGGGUCUGCGGUUCUUCCGCCCGCCGGGUGCCCAGACCCAGGCAGCAGACUACGGGGUUCCGGUAACAGAGGCGCGAUGCCGGGCCAGGACCAGCAGCAGAGUGAGCUGCUGGUGGGGCCUAGGAGGUGGCUGGGUCUCGGGCUCCUGCUGCUGGUCUGCCUCUUCCUCCAGCUGCUUCUCAACAUCUGGUUGCUAUGUGCCUGGGUGCUGCUACUGUUGUUAGGGGGCUGGCUGGGUUCGCAGUUGGUGCUCAGCCCCACCAGCCUGGUGCACCUGGAGAGGUUCAUCAGCCUGGAGCCCUGGCCCAGCCAGGCAGACUCCAAGGUGCUGCUGGCCCGAGAGGUUGAAGACACUAUCAGCAAAAUCAUCAGGGACUUCGUCAGCUGCUGGUACAAAACCGUGAGCCAGGAGCCAGAGUUUGUGGACGAGGUUCAGAAAGCCAUGCAGGCCAUGGCGAUGGAGCUCCAGAGAAGGAUGGAGGGGGUGGACAGGAAGGCACUGGCGCGGAAGGUGCUCCUCUUAUGUGGCUCCCACCUGGAGGUUUACAUGAAGGUAAAGAGGACAAAGUGUGAGAAGAUCGCCCAUCAGCGAGGGUUGGAUUCUGUGUGGAAAACAUAUUGCAAACUGAGCAAGCCCCACAUUGCCCUGCAGAGCCCUGCCACUGAAACAAAUUAUGCACGGGGCAUUGUUGAUUUGCUGCUGUACGUAUUGGUGCCCUUUCCCAACUUGGAAACUAGGACAGGGAGGUUUGUUGUGAGGGAACUUAUCAUGUGCAAUGUGCUUCUACCCCUGAUAAGAAAAAUGUCAGACCCAGACUGGAUAAAUGGUAUCAUAAUAGACAUAGUCAUGAAGGCAAGCAAGAAGACUGUUAAUGUGGUGGAGCAGCCUUUGCGUCUGGAAGUACCAACUUCUUUACACUUGAACCCCCAAACGGAGACAAAUGAUAAGUUACCAACUCCCAGAACUGCUGAUUCUCUUAGUAAUGAUGUUGAUGGUUUGGAGCUGAAUAUGGAGGAGGCUGAUGCAUCAGUAGAAGUGAUUAAACCAAAUGAUAGAAUUGAUCAAUCCUCAGAAACUAUAACCAAUCGCUUUGAUCACGAGAGGCCAGAUAAAUUAAACCUUUUCUAUUCGUGUGAGGAAUUUGAACCUGAAUCUCCGCAUUCUGCUGUGGGAAGAGAGUCCACUGAGUCUUUAAUGUUUUCAAUGGCUGAUGAACUGGCUGUGGACAGGUUAUCUCCAGCAGAAUUAACUAAUGCUUCCUAUGGGGCAGAAGGUGCAAGCGAUGAUGAACUAAUUAUUGGCGAAUCGGCACUUCCGAAGGCAGAUGUUACCUUGCCAUCGUUUGACCAAAAUCCAGUUUCUCUGGGGCCUGAGCAUGUUCUUGAAGAUACCAAUGAGAAAGAUGACACUCCAGCUAAGUUAGUCAACUCCACAUCAGCUCUGGCUCAUGAGACUAUCCGAAUUCUCUCCAGGCGGCAGUCAUUUCAGGAGAAAGAAUCGAUUCCAGCAGAUGGUUCAACCUGUAACUCUUUAGAGGUUGUACCUGCAGGACCCGCGCUUGCAUCGUCCCCGACGUCAGUCAGUGUGCCCACCUACAGUUUCGAACCAAUUUGCAGUCCGGAUACCCCAGUGGUAAUUCACAAUCUGAGAAUCAGUGGAACAAUCACAGCAAAAGAACACAGAGCAGGUGGAUUUCAUCCUUACACCUUGUACACUAUUAAGUACGAAACAGCACUGGACACCGACAAUCCCGGAACGCUACAGCAAGUGGCCUAUCACACCGUUAAUCGGCGGUACAGUGAAUUCCUGAAUUUGCAAACCAGGCUGGAGGAAAAGGCAGAGCUUCGUAAGCUCAUGAAAAAUGUAAAAGGACCAAAGAAGCUCUUUCCUGAUCUGCCGUUUGGAAAUAUGGACAGUGACAAAGUUGAGGCUCGUAAAAGCCUCCUUGAGACAUUUCUGAAGCAACUGUGCGCCAUUCCUGAAAGUGCGUACUCUGAGGAGAUGCAGGAGUUUCUGGCCUUAAACACUGAUGCCAGAAUUGCUUUUGUGAAGAAGUCCUUUGUUUCCAGGAUUGAUAAGAUUGUUGUUGGUGCAAUUGUAGAUACAUUGAAGACCGCAUUCCCUCGAAUAGAACCCCAAAGUCCGACGGAAGAACUGGGAGAAUGUGAUGUAGAUGGGAAGUCUCAAGGAGAUGGAAAGAAAGCUACCAAAUCUCGCCUAAGGUUUGCUUCCAGUAAGAUUGCUCCAGCACUAAACGUUGGAGACAUUCAAGCAAAAAUCACAUACUGCUACAAUGAAAAUGCUUUAUCAGAAGGCCUUUCCAUAGCAAGCAUGGAGGACUUUAUUUCUGAACAAGAAAAGCUGCUGGGAAGAACACAACAGAACUUGAAGGGAAGAGCGACAAAAGGUGAAGCAGCUAAAGAAUAUGGUUCCUUGGACAAGAGGCUGCAAAGCAGUGAGCCAUCUUCCAACCAGUACCUAAGUUCUGAGGGGUCUGAAACAGUCUUGGCAGAUGUUGCACUUGAUCUUGUCUGCUUGUUGAUGAAGAACCACUGGAACUGGCUGUGUACUGAGAACAUGCAGAAGCUCAUUCGGCUGCUGUGUGGGACCCUGAUAGAAAGGUGGCUUGAAGUUCAGAUUAUUAACCUGACAAGCACUCAGUACUGGGUUGCAUACCUCAAGCUUUUACAGGAGGCAAUCUGGCCUGGAGGAACUUUACCGAAAUGGCCAAAACCUGCUAGAACUCAAGAGCAGAAAAUCCAGACCCAGGAACUGGCUUUACAAUGCCUGAUGAGGAUGCUCCCAGCUCUGAUUCCUGAAGUUCUUGGUGAGGAGGGUUAUGAGAAAAGUUGGCAGUUAGUGCUGGAGUCACUGCAAGAUCCGCUGAUAAACAGACAUCUUGUGUACUGCAUAUGGGAUCUGCUGCUAGAGUUCCUAAUCCCUGAAGCUUCUAAUGAGGAGUUCCAAAAAUCUCUGUUAACCUUGGCUUCAGGAAGCUCAGAGAAAGUGCUGGGAUGAGCCAAGAACCAUCAACUGAAUAUUAAAGGAAGCAUAUCUCAAGAACAUUACUGGGACAUUGCUAAAAGAGAUCAGAUAACCAAAAUGGAUGCGAGAUAAAGGCUUAGCCUAAAUCCUGUAGAUUUCAGCUUCACAUUCAUAGUAUAAUGGCAGCACUAAUCAGCUAUUUAUUGAAAAUGUUAAUGCAUGUUAGAAAUUAUCUUGCGCCUUAUUUAACUUUGCCGAUCGGAGAUGAUUUGAAUGAGUAUUUUACACUGUACUGGCCCUCUUCAGUGCCACAAAUGUGCGCAAGGAAAUCAAGAUGAUUGUCAUGUUUGAUAUUUAACAAGUACUUCACAUAAAUGUGAGUUUUAAAUGGUUUUAAAUUCAUUACUUCUGAGGCAGGUUUAUAUAAUAGGCUUCUAAAUCAUUCCUUCUCAACAAUUAAUGACUGAUGGUUGACCUAUCAAGGCCAGUAUCCACAAAUGCACUAAUUAAGAUAUAUUUAUUUGAACAUUCCUGAAUCAGAAAUACUGGCACUGAAUAGCACAAUGAGCACCUACUGUUCAAUACUUCCUGGGCACCAAGAUCAUGAAAUUCUUCUGAAUCAUUUCAUUUCACCUUUUAUGGAUUCUAAGUGUGGAGGACCUUCUCUAUAAGUGUGGAAGGAGCACUGUAUAAGAGUGGAGGAAGUUCUGUAGAAGUGUUAGAUGGUUCGUCCUCUGCCUUUUCAUCAGAGGAACAGCUUUGAGGAAUUUCUCAGGUAAACAGUCAAGCUGCAGUAUAUCCUUGGUCCAAUAUGCUGUUUGAGAGCCCAUCCCUGUGUUUGUCACAAUAUGUCCUGGAAUGGAGCAGAAGUCAUCAAAAUCAAUUUUUUUUAAGACCUAAUUGACAAAAGUGCUUUGUUAAUUUAACUGCUAUGUGCAAGUUGGACUAUCUGGAGAAGCUGCUGUACAAGACGUUACUCCUUCAUUAUUUUGACUAGACGUGAGUCUGUGAUGUUAAAUGACACUAUGCUCGGCAGUAUGAGCAGCGUCAUUGGAGAAAGAAACAUAACUAACAAAUAGUUCAGUGGCCCUUCUUCAAACUGUGACCUGUUGAGUAUUUAUUUUCAUUUUACAUUUCCAGCAAGUGCAGUAUUUUAUGUUUCUGUGAAUUUGAUAUUUAUAGCACCUUAAAAUGUUUGAGAUGUUAUAUUUUCAUCUCACUUAGACGUAGUUUGGGUGAAGGUUAAAUAUCUCUAUUACCUGUGUUACAGUUUUUCAUUUACCUCAGUUGUCAUUUGUAAUUUAUAACUGAUGGAGAGUGAAAUAUGCUUCCUGUCUGGUUGAAGUAUUGUGCUCAACCACUUGGUCUUGUUCCUCUUUUCCAUCUACUCUUCUGCGUAUCUGUAAUUACAGUGAGCUGGUGUUGGUUGCUUAUUUCAUUAAAUAUUUAUUUUAAGGCCACACCUUGAAGAUAGAAGUAGGUGCCCAAAUGUAUCAAAUCAUUCUACGUUAAGUUUUAAGAAUCAUCUAUAUAGAAAUCUGUCUUCUGUGGACAGAGUGAAAUAAAGAAGAGUAUCAAAACUCAAAUGCAAGGUUAAACCAUUCACUGAAUUCACUAAGAGCCAUUCUGUUCUAACUUUUUGAGCCUGCUGUUAGAUAUAGAAGUGGAACUAACUUUCGGAAUGCUGUUUGGUUUAAGUAUUCAGUAGAGGUAUCAAACAGGUGUGAAACUAGUAGCAUCCAUACCCAGGCUUCGGAAUGAUAGGUAAAGCCAGAUUUUCAGUCUCCUUCCUAGAUGCUCUUUCAUCACCACCUUUGAUUCGGCCUGUGACAGCGUGGGUACUUAAGACUGCCAAAGUGAGAGGUUAACGAUAUCAGUGAACACUCCUGCCAGUUGAUCAGUUCAAGUCUUUAGUUUAUAUAAACACUAACUCUCAAAAACCAGAGCCCUGUUUAGUAGCCCUCCCAUGUAUAAUAGAACCAUGCGGUCAUACUCUGGAAAUUCAAGUUGAUCCAGUUGUCCUCAGAAUCUCACCAGCUGCUUUUCCUAAUUGCCAGCCUUUUCCCGACUUUCUUUGGUCCAUAUAGUGUCGAGGUUCUGCCUCUUAAGUUUCCUGAUCUGGACAAUUAAUUAUUAUAAGAAGACUAAAUGUCUAAAUCUCUCUUUCAGGGAGUGAUCUUUCUUCAGCUAUUGAGGCUGUUUUGCUCAUAUGUUACGUGCCGUGCCCUAUGAUAUGGACCAUGAUUGUUCUUGGCAAAUUUUUCUGCAGAGGUGGUUUGCCAUUGCCUUCUUCUGGGCAGUGUCUUUACAAGAUAGGUGACCACAGCCAUUAUCAAUACUGUUCAGAGAUUGCCUGCUGGUUAUCAGUGGUUGCAUAACCAGGACUUGUGAUCUGCACUGGCUGCUCACAUGACCAUCCACCUCCUGCUUCCAUGGCUUCACAUGACCCUGAUCAGGUGGGCUUAGCAGGUGCUACACCUACCCAAGGAUGACCUGCAGGCUAGUGGAGGGAAGGAGAGCGAUGUAUCUCACCCCGCCACCCCAUGAAGGUGCGAAAGAGUUGUUAUUCUUUAUACUAUAUAUAAAGUCCCUAAAGCUGAUCUUAACACAGCUAGUUUCAUAUCAGGGAAACUGAUCAUAAAUUUUAGAUGAUGGAUAUGAAAAAAAGCAAGGACCAGAUGUAAUUAGGUCAUGAGGAGGAUUGGCCCAAAUAAUAAACAGAAUUAUUUGUUGAAUGUUAAAGAUUAUUUUAUUUAUCUCUUGUACAUGCAGUGCAAGGAUGUGCUGGGGGCAGUCUGUGAGAGUCAUUGUGUUUCUGGUGCCCACAGCUUACUGAUCAUAACCCAUGUGUACGUCUUUGGACUGUGGGAGGAAACUGGAGUACCUGUAAGAAACCUAGACAGUCAUGGGGACAGCGUACAAACUCCUUACAGACAGCGGCAGGAAUUGACCACGGAUCACUGAUGCUGUGAAGCGUGCUAUCUGCCCUCUCUUCAUUCUCUUUCACCUUAUCUUUUUUUGUGCUUUUGUUCAUUGCAUCACAAUUUUGGGACAUUCACUUCCAUGCCCUGGUUAAAAUACAUUUUAAAUACACUUAAAGAUUCAAUGCUGUUGCUGAAGUGCAUUGCCAUUUCUGAGAAGCUGAAAUGCUUUGUCAUAGAGCCCACUGGCACGACCCCGGUUGAAUACAAUGAAAACCCAUACUGGCAGAUACACAAGGUGCUAUUUUAAGCACUUCUGUUGUUCCAAAAUGACACUUACGUUCAGUGCCGUUGUUCUGUGUCAGAAUAUUGUUGGGUAAGCAUGGAUUAUAGUGUGUGUAUGCAUAAAUAUGCAGUGCCUGCUCAAUUUUUAGUCUCGGAUGUUGUGUUAUUAUUUGUCUCCAAUGUUAAGUGUUCAGUGGGCGUUCCCAGUUGCAAAACUGAAACCUGCGGCUUCUGAAGAACUCUGAACUCAUCAAACAUAAAACAUCAUAUUCCCAUGGACAACACUCACAAAAUACUGGUGGUACUCAGCAGGUCAGGCAGCAUCUAUGGAAAUGAAUAAACAGCUAAUGUUUCAGACCGAGAACCUUUACCUUGAUUGGAAAGGAAGGGGGACAGAAGCCAGGAAAAGAAAGUGGGCGAGGGGAGGAGUACAAGCUGGCAGAUGAUAGGUAAGACUGGAUAAGGGGGAAGUUGGAUGGGUAGGAGCAGAGUAGAUGAAGUAAGGAACUGAGAGGUGAUAGAUGGAAGAGGUGCAGGGCCGAAGAAGAAGAAAUCUGAUAAGGGAUGAGAGAAAGGGAAGGGGAGGUGAUGAGCAGCUGAGAAGUGAAGGGAUGAGAGGUAAAAGGCACAGACUAUUUUCUAAUUGAGAGAAAACUGAAAAUUCAGAGGUGCAAAGGGACUUGGAAGUCCUUGUGCAGGAUUCCCGAAAGGCUAACUUGCAGGUUGAGUUGAUGCUAAGGAAGGCAAAUGUAAUAUUAACAUUCAUUUCAAGAGGUCUAGAAUAUACAAGCAAGGAUGUGAUGCUGAGGCCUUUAUAAAGCACUGGUCAGACUGCAUUUGGGGUAUUGUAAGCAGAUUUGGGUUCCUUAUCUAAGAAAAGGUGUGCUGGCAUUGGAGAGGGUCCAGAGAAGAUUCACGAGAUUAAUUCCAGGAAUGAAAAGGUCUUACACUUAUUCCCACCCUGUAAAAACGCCAUCCUCUUCUCUCAAUUCCUCUGUCUCAGCCGCAUCUGCUCUCAGGAUGAGGCUUUUCAUUCUGGAACGAAGAUCUCCUCCUUCAAAGAAAGGGGCUUCCCUUCCUCUACCAUCUCUUUUGGUCACAUCUGCUCUAACCCCAUCCUCCCGCCACCCCACUAGGGAUAGGGUUCCUCUUGUCCUCAUCUACCAUCCCACCAACCUCUGCGUCCAGCACGUAAUUCAACCUAACUUCCGCUGCCUCCAAGCAUGUUUCCCACCUCCCCACUUUCUACUUUCUACUUUCUGCUGGGAUCGUGACCUACGAGACUCCCUUGUCCAUUCAUCCCUCCCCACUGAUUAUCCUCCUGGCACUUAUCCUCGCAAGCGCAACAAAUGCUACACCUGCCCCUCCACCUCCUCCCUCACUACCAUUCAGGCCCCCAAACAGUCUUUCUAGGUGAGGCGACACUUCACCUUUAAGCCUUUUGAGGUCAUCUAUCGUAUCUGGUGCUCCUGAUGUGUCCUCCUGUAUAUCGGUGAGACCUGACAUAGAUUGGGAGACCACUUCACUGAGCACGUUCCGUCUGUCAGAAAAAGUGGGAUCUGUCAGUAGCCACCCAUUUUAAUUCCACUUCCUAUUCCAAUUCCGACAAGUCGGUCCAUGGCCUCCUCUACUGUCAUGAUCAAGCCAGACUCAGGUUGGAGGAGCAACACCUUAUUUUCUGUCUGGAUAGCCUCCAACCUGAUGGUAUGAAUGUCAAUUUCUCAAACUUCUGGUAAUGCCCCCCCCCCCUCACCAUUUACCAUUCCCAUUUCCCUCAUAUGUCCUUCUCUGUCUAUCAUCUCCCUCUGGUGCUCCUCCCCUUUUUCUUGCUUCCAUAGCUUUUGGACCUCUCCUAUUAGAUUCCCCCUUCUCUAGCCCAGUAUCUCUUUCACAAUCAACUUCCCAGCUCUUUACUUCAUCCCUCCCCCCACUUUCUUACUCUGACUCAUCUAUUUCCACCCCCCCCCCCCAGUGCUGAUGAAGGGCCUCAGCCCAAAAUGUAGACUGUACUUUUUUCUAUAGAUGCUGCCUGACCUACUGAGUUCCUCCAGCAUUUUGUGUGUGUUGCUUGAAUUGCUAGCAUCUGCAGAUUUUCUCUUGUUUGGGUUAAUAUAUGAGAAGUGUUUAAUGGCUCUGGGUCUGUACUCAAUGGAUUUUAGGAGAAUGAAGGAGGAUCUAAUUGAAACCUAUCAAAUAUUGAAAGGUCUGGAUGGUGUGAAUGUGGAGAGGAUAUUCCUGUUGAGGGGAAGUCUAGAACCAGAGACACAAUCUCAGAUUAGAGGUUUCAUUUAGAAUGGAGAUGAGGAGGAAUUUCUUUAGCCAGAGGGUGGUGAAUCUGUGUAAUUUGUUGCCACAGGCAACUGUAGAGGUCAUGUCAUUGGGUAUAUUUGAAGCAGAGGUUGAUAGGUUCUUGAUUAAUUUGGGUGUCAAAGGUUACAGGGAGAAGGCAGGAGAAUGGGGUUCAGAGGGAUAAUAAAUCAGAUGUGAUGGAGCAAACUUGACGGGCUAAUGUUGGUUGGAAGGAAAAUGAUGCAGAGUGCUACAUGGGUGAACAGCUGUUCCAGUCAGCUCGGUUUGUAUUGUACUUGAUAGUGAAAAUGUAUGGAGAACAAUGUGCUCGGUUUUGUAAAAGAGCUAUAGUUUAUGAUGUUGAUUGUGCACUAAAGUUUGUAGAAUAAAGCUUUGAAGAUGAAUGUAAAUAUCAAAUCCUCUGGUUAGUGUUAUUUUCAGCUUUUGCCUAACACCAUCACAAAAAGCGUUUCUGACCAAUGAAAUGCAUUGAAUAAUUUUACAUACGGUACUGUGCAAAAGUCACACACACACUCCCUCCCUCACUCCCGGAUGUUUUCAUGUUUAAUUGUUUUGCAACAUUCAGUUACAAUGGAUUUAAUUUGGCUUUUUUUUUACUGAUUUAACAGAAAAAGACUCAUGUCAAAGUAAGAACAGAUCUCUACAAGUGAUCUAAUUUAAUUACGAAUAUAAAACACAAAAUAAUUGGUUGCACAAGUAUUUACACCCUUUAAUAUGACACACCAAGUCAUUACUGGUGCAAUCAAUUGUCUUUCAAAGUCACAUAAUUCGUUAAAUGGAGAUUACGUGAACAAUCAAGCUGUUUCAAUACAUUGUAGCAAAAAUAUACCUGUAUUAGGAAGGUUCAACUGCUGGUGAGUCAGUAUCCUGGCAAAAACUACACCAUGAAGACAAAAGAACACUCUAAGCAACUCCACAGAAAUGUCAGGAGAUGGAUACAAGAAAAUUUCCAAGUCACUGAAUAUCCCUUGGAGUACAGUGAAGUCAAUCAUCAAGAAAUGGAAAGAAUAUGGUACAGUUGUAAAUCUGCCCAGAGCAGCUGUUCUCAAAAACUGAGUGACUGUGCAAGAAGACUAGUGAGGGAAGCCACCAAGAGACCUAUGACAACUCUGGAGGAGUUACAAGCUCCAGUGGCUGAGAUAGGAGAGACUGCGCAUACAACAACUGUUGCCCGAGUGCUUCACCAGUCACAGCUUUAUGGGAGAGUUGCAAAGAGAAAGUCACUGUUGGGGAAAAAACUAACAUGAAAUCUUGGCUAGAGUUUGGCAGAAGGCAUGUGAAAGACUGAGGUCAGCUGGAUUAAGAUUCUAUGGUCUGAUGAAACCAAAAUUGAGCUUUUUGUCAUCAGACUAAAUGCCAUGUUUGGCAUAAGCCAAACACUGCACAUCAUCAAAAACACACCAUCCCUACCGUGAAGCACGGUGGUGGCUGCAUCAUUUUGUGGGGAUGCUUCACUGCAGCAGACCCUGGAAGGCUUGUGAAGGUAGAAGGUAAAAUGAAUUCAGCAAAAUACAGGGAAAUCCUGGAGGAAAACCUGAUGCAGUCUACAAGAGAACUGUGACUUGGGAGAAGAUUUGUUUUCCAGCAAGACAGAGACCCGCAACCAAAAAGCCAAAUCUACACAGCGAUGGCUUAAAAACAACAAAGUUAAUGCCCUGGGGUGGUCAAAUCAGAGACCAGGCCACAAUCCAAUUGAGAAUUUGUGGCUGGACUUGAAAAGGGCUGUUCGUUCAUGAUCCCCGUGCAAUCUGAAAGUGUGAGCAGUUUUGUAAAGAAGAAUGGGGAAAAUUUGCAGUGUCCAUAUGUGCAAAGCUGAUAGAGACCUAUCCAUACAGACUCAAGACUGUAAUUGCUGCCAAAGGUGCAUCUACUAAAUAACUGACUCAAAGAGGGUGAAUACUUAUGCAAUCAAUUAUUUUGUGUUUUAUAUUUGUAAUUAAUUUAGAUCACUUUGUAGAGAUCUGUUUUCACUUUAACAUGAAAGAGUCUUUUUCUGUUGAUCAGUGUCAAAAAAAAACAUAUUAAAUACGCUGUGAGUUAAUGUUGUAAAACAAUAAAACAUGAAAACUUCCAAGAGGGAGGGGUGAAUACUUUUUAUAGGCACUGUAUAUAGCUAGGAUGCCUAAGACUUUUGCACAGUACUGCAAUUGCAUUCUAUUGCAUUGUACUGCCACCACAACAAAAAAUAAAUCUCAUGAAGUGUGAGUGAUGAUAAACCUGAUUCUAAUAUGGGUCUAUAUUGUGGACUGAGAGUGGGAAGGGGGCAGGGAGAGGGGAAUUGUGAUUAGGAAAAGGGGAAGGGAGAGGGGAGGGAGUGGGAAGCACCAGAGAGACAUUCUGUAUUGAUCAAUAAACCAAAUUACCUUACCUGGUGUCUCAGAGCUGGAUGAAUCUAUCCAUGCCACUCCCCUCCUCCCCACUCCUGGCACUCCUUCUCUUCCACCUGCAGCAUUCCCAACAGAUUCACAAACUCACUUACCUCUCCAUGUUGGCUGCAAGUUAUAUACAGAAGCAAAAUCUUGUGUGGCAUUCUGAUAAUAUGAUGUUCAUUAGUUGUUUAGUACUGUAUUUUAGAUGGUGUGGAGAAAUACUCCACAAGGAAAUGUAUCAUUGCCUCAAUUCCAAGCAUUUUAAUGUUAAGCAUUCAAUGUCUAAAGUUCUAAAUGUCUAAAAUUAAAGUUCAAAGUCAUUUUAUUAUCAAAGUGCUGUGCAUACAACCUUGUGAUUUAUUUUCUUGCAGGCAUUCACAGUAGAUCAAAGAAAUACAAUAGAAUCAAUGACAAGUGUGCAAAGAAGACCAACUGUGAAAAUAAAUAAUACUGAGAACAUGAGUUGUAGAGUCCUUGAAAGUG
Hypanus sabinus (Atlantic stingray) is the source of this 11470-nucleotide messenger RNA. Its product is annotated as sorting nexin-19-like. Gene Ontology annotation, molecular function: phosphatidylinositol binding. Gene Ontology annotation, cellular component: early endosome membrane; intracellular membrane-bounded organelle. The transcript is spliced from 12 exons. The coding region runs from base 193 to 3135 and encodes 980 amino acids. NCBI's taxonomy places the organism in Eukaryota, Metazoa, Chordata, Chondrichthyes, Myliobatiformes, Dasyatidae. The record is from RefSeq and is a predicted model, not a curated record.